Molecule: messenger RNA, 2404 nt
Organism: Sesamum indicum (sesame)
Lineage: Eukaryota; Viridiplantae; Streptophyta; Magnoliopsida; Lamiales; Pedaliaceae
Product: O-Glycosyl hydrolases family 17 protein
Biological process (GO): carbohydrate metabolic process
Molecular function (GO): hydrolase activity, hydrolyzing O-glycosyl compounds
Source: RefSeq, a predicted model, not a curated record
UCCCACAAAGAAAAUAUCUGUGGGGAUAGAGAAUAGAGAGAGACCCCCACAUGUAACAAAAGUCUGUUCAAACCCUGUCUGUAUAGUAUCAAUUAAUGCUAGAGCUACUUUUGGAAAAAAUAAUGAGAACAUGAUCAGGUUGAGACAUCCUCUGUAAAUAGAUAAUCAUUGUCCUUUUAUCAAUUUCUGGUCUAACUACCGCUUCUUGCUAAAUAUAAUAGAAAUAAAUAUACUUGAAUUAUUCCAGCCUAAUGCUCUUUAUAUUUUAAUGUUGACUGGUAUGAUAAUGGUAUGGCAAGCUUCUGUCUUUACAUCAGGUUUAGCUGGCUUUCUUCUUGCCCUUCUGAGCUCCUACAUAUAGCUCAGGAUCAUAUAUCCAGACCUUUAUUACCUCUUUCAUCACAAAAUUGGCCGGCCUUAAUCUAGUUCUUCUCGUUCUUGAGUAUAUGGUUUUCUUGUUCUCUCUCCUGGAUUGAAUUUCACUGUUGAAAAGUUGUUUCUUGGAUUUUUGGAAGGUGCCCUCUGUUGUUGUUUUUCUUUAGUUUUGUGACUUUACUAGGAGUCGGAGCUCAAAACCCAGAGCAUAAGCCAUAUCCAGUCCAUCAGUUUUGUGGCAAAAGAGUGAUUUUUCCCCAAAAACUGAUCAUUAAUCUUGAGAUACUUCUCAAUUUUGAGCUUUUUGAGCUGUCAAUACCUUAAUUUUUGCUAAUACUCUUGAAGGCCCUUUACAGUUCCUAACUGUAAAGUUACUCAGUUUUGAGGUGUCUGAAUAGCCGGUUUUUUAUGGGUCUUUUGGGCAUGAAGUAUGGCUUUGCAGUCACAGGAGUUGUGUUGUUUUUCAUGGUGAAUACUGUGCAAAGUAUUGGGGCCAACUGGGGAACACAAGCAACUCAUCCUCUGCACCCUUCAAUUGUUGUGAAGCUGCUGAAAGACAAUGGAAUUCAGAAGGUGAAACUGUUUGAUGCUGAGGCAACUGUUCUUAAUGCCCUCAGUGGGUCAGGAAUUGAAGUGAUGGUGGGGAUCCCAAAUGAUAUGUUGUCCACUCUUGCUAACAGUGUGGAUGCUGCUGAGAGAUGGGUGGAGAGGAAUGUAUCUGCACAUGUCUCAUCUAAUAGUGUUGAUAUCAGGUACGUUGCAGUUGGAAAUGAACCUUUCCUAUCGACAUACAAUGGAACCUUCCAGGCCACAACUUUACCGGCUCUUCAGAAUAUUCAGGCGGCCCUAAUUAAGGCCGGCCUUGGGAAUCGGGUGAAAGUAACUGUUCCACUCAAUGCAGAUGUCUACCAGAGCUCGACUGAACAGCCCUCUACCGGUGACUUCAGAGCCAAUAUCCAUGAUCUUAUGGUGCAGAUAGUUAGUUUCUUGAGCCUUAAUGGAGCUCCAUUCACCGUCAACAUUUACCCUUUCAUUAGUCUUUAUAACGAUCCCAACUUCCCGGUGGAUUAUGCCUUCUUCGAUGGAUACUCAUCCCCUAUUGUUGACAAUGGGAGAACCUACACCAAUGUGUUUGAUGCCAACUACGACACCCUCGUUUGGGCCCUGCAGAAAAAUGGAUUUGGAAACAUGACCAUCAUCGUUGGAGAAAUUGGGUGGCCGACUGAUGGAGAUCGCAAUGCAAAUAUAGGAUAUGCACAAAGGUUCAACCAAGGUUUCAUGUCCCAUAUGAACGCAGGCACUCCCAUGAGACCGGGCCCUAUUGAUGCCUAUUUGUUUAGCCUUAUCGACGAGGACGCCAAAAGCAUACAACCAGGUAACUUUGAACGCCACUGGGGUAUCUUCAACUAUGAUGGGACUCCAAAGUACAAUCUCAGCCUUGGUAGCUCAAAUUCCCAUAGUCUAGUUCCAGCCAGCAAUGUUCACUAUCUCCCAAGGCGCUGGUGUGUUUUGUCACCCUCGGCCAACCUUGAGGACCCGCAAGUGGCGCUCAGUGUGAGCUAUGCAUGCGCUAAUGGUGAUUGCACCAGUCUUGGAUACGGGACAUCCUGUGGGAACUUGGACGCCCAGCGGAACAUUUCAUAUGCAUUUAACAGUUAUUACCAAAUAAACAACCAGCUGGAGAGUGCCUGCAGGUUUCCAAACCUAUCAGUGAUCACAACCACCGACCCCUCUGUUGGAACGUGUAGGUUCAACAUUAUGAUCCAGACGGCUGCAAAUCAGAGGAACGGUGGACUCUCGUCGGAGCCCCUGGGCUUUCUAGUUCAAAUUCUUGUAUUCUUGUCAGCCCUGCUGUUAUUAUAAUGGUCAUAAAGCAUGAUAGAGUUGGUUCAUUCUUUUGCCAUAUGCACAUGUUCUUACUCAGUUUUCAUGUAUUCUGCUGCUGUAGCUUCAUUUUUAUCCACUUCAGCUACAAUGAGUUUAUACAGAAAGGCUUGAUUAUCAAGUCAUCCCACAUUGCUUUCUGUUC